Molecule: messenger RNA, 3063 nt
Organism: Lytechinus variegatus (green sea urchin)
Lineage: Eukaryota; Metazoa; Echinodermata; Echinoidea; Temnopleuroida; Toxopneustidae
Product: D(2) dopamine receptor-like
Exons: 1
Coding region: 38-1291 (417 amino acids)
Biological process (GO): G protein-coupled receptor signaling pathway
Cellular component (GO): membrane
Molecular function (GO): G protein-coupled receptor activity
Source: RefSeq, a predicted model, not a curated record
CGUAGCGAUUGUGAAGCCACUCCAUUACCAACAAUGUAUGACAGCACCACGAGCUACAGUGUAUCUGGUUUGUACAUGGGUCCUUUCUAUCACGUGUGCAUGUCUACCUAUGUCGGGCGUCGCCUCGUAUUCCUAUAUCGCCGAUAUUGGAGCUUGUACUGUCGACUGGGAGCAGUCAACAUUAGGCUACACAAUCGCUGCUCAUCUUAUAAGCUUCUGCCUGCCACUCGCCAUGAUCUUAUUCUGCUAUGCCAAGAUCUUCAUCGUCGCUAGAAAGGUGAAACGACAGAUUAGACCGCUUCCCGCCAAUUUCGCUGAUCACCCGAGUCGGUGGGUGAACGAGAAGAGUGGAUGCGAGAGACAGACGGAAGAAGCAUCGAAAGCCACAGUGAAUGAACGCACUAUUUGUGAUCCCAAAGAAGCGAUGAUGUCUCUUCCUGAACAUUUAAGUGGAGAGAAUAAAGGAUGUUCGAUACUAAAUGAAGAAGAUAAUAAAAGUCCAAAUUUGGAAGAGCGCUUUAAUAUACGGGCACUACGAAGGAAAGAUAGACAACGUUCAAUGUCAUUACAAGAUAUAGGCAACGAUCAGGUGUUCAGUCGUCAUAGGAACUCUUCGGAUAAUACAGAUGACAGACCAGUUAAUUUCUCAAUUCAAAAGGGUCUUUCAACAGUUCCAAAUCUGUUCCAAAUUAGCCAUAAUGUGCCUGUGAUUAAAAGCGAUGGUAAUGAAAACGAUACCAAAAAUGCAGGAUCCCACAAGGCGAGUAAGAUUGGACAACAGAACAGAAGUAGACGUUGUACGAACAGACACAGAUCCUUAACAAGUGGCGAAUCUGGGGAAUGGAAACCACUAGCCUCGAGGUACGUGUCCAAGAAAGCUCUCCGGGUGAAGAAGAUCCAGUCUUUACGUGAUACAAAGGCUGCUACGACCCUUCUCAUCCUCCUGGGUGUGUUUCUUGUCUGUUGGAUGCCCUAUGUCGUGGUCACCUUUUUACUCAAUGCCCACGUGACUGUUCGUCCCAUCGUACAUUCCGCCCUCUUCAUGGUUGCCUUAACCAACAGCGUCUUAAAUGUCUUUGUUUAUGGUGUACUCAACACCAAGUUCAGGCUCGGUUUUAGGAAGCUCUGGAAACCGUGUUGCCUAUGGAUAAACUGUAGAUGUAAGAACAAGUCAGAGGCUUCUGCAAUGAGGGUACGUAGCAUUAGCCAGUCUUUGAGGAACAACGGCCCUGUCACAGAAAGAGCCGAUGGCAUAGAAAGAAGGGAAUUCUAUUCAGAACACGUUCGAUGAACAACGACGAGACAGUUCAUUCCUUUUAAGGAACGCCAUAAAUCAUCGAGUAUGCAUAUUUAAGGAAUAUGAUUGAUAUUACAUAUUUUUAUAUAUUUGUCGAUUCAUAGAGAAUAUCUAUAAUCAUUUUAACUUCUAUUGAUUUGUAACUUUGAUAAUAUAAAAAAAUGUCAGUUGCACUGAAUGUGUAUCAUACCUGUCAAAUCAUACAGGAUGCUUUGUAUAUUGCAUAAGCAUUUAGAUAAAGCACCGAGUCUCAGUAAGUUUAUGCAUAAAUCAUGUGUUAACUGCUAAAUAAGGCAAACUAAGUAUAUGCAAGUAUGAGAACUUAGUGAUGAUGAUAAUGGGUAUGAUUCUAAAAUGAAUAUUUAUCAUUCAUAAGGGAAAUAAAGAUGAAAAUGGAGAUGCAAGAUAACGGUCUGCAUAGUCUACCAAAUACUUUCAAGACUUCAAAGUACCUUGUAAAUUAUCAUAUUAAUGCGUUUUCAUUCUACUUCGUGUUAAGUUAAAUAACUUAUCAAAUGACGUAAAUAAGAUUUAUAUGAAGUGCAAUAUAUUCAUGCAGGUUUUCAUUAUCAUCACCUUUUCCCUAAAACUACUUUCUUUAUUCUUUAUUGGUGUAUUUAUUUUCUUACAUUCCAUCUAUUGUGCAAGGUCCAUAUGCAUUAGAGUGCAAUAUAUAUUUCCUGAAACAAGUUUUCGGUUAGUUACUUUCGGAUAAAAUUUAAGUUACUCUUUGUGUUUUUAGAAUGUCAACUUGUCAUUUUUGCUUCUGUCAGUCUCGCAACCGUGUUAACAUGUGGAACUUUGUUUCAAUGAAUCGAAUCAACAUGUCGAAUAGAAUUAUCAUAAAGAUUAUUUGAGCGACGGUAAAUACUGAACAGAGCAAAAUGGAAGAGAAUGAAGAUGUUUCUCUAUAUUUGGGUUAUCUAACGGCCCCUACUGUCAUAAAGGUAAUAAAAUGAAUUAAGGGCUCAUUAUUUAGGUUCGUGUUAGGCAUUAUAACUGACCUACAUUUCCGCCUGUGUGUGGUUUUUUGUAUAAACGAUUUGAAGUAAAGAUUAGGCUCAUCUCUUCAUUAUCUGGGUGUGGGCUGCUAUGAAAACGAUGGGGGUUAGUGUUAAGUUGACCUUUGUCAACUGAAGAUUUUCUUUUGUGAUUACACACAGUAUGGAAAAAUUGGCAUGACUCGGCCAGGAAUCGAACGACCUCUCGGCCAUGAGGCGGGUAAUGAGCCACCGCAUACCUGUGAUGGUGAUGACAUAAUAACUUCAUUUCGACUUGGCAAUAUAACGUAUCUCACAAUGUCGACAUCAUAAGGCAAGUAAAGUAGACACUGCAAGAUAAGUAUUUCGCUUUCAUGACAAGUAGGCCCUUUAAGAGUGACAGGAUGACGCUUAAAAGUUCGCAUAAAGAUGAAGUGAAAGUUAAUUUUGAAAGGGAAAUUUUACAAAAAAAAAAUUUUGAGGCAAGACUUAAAAAUUGAUGUAAAUCAUACCCGACACUUCAACCAGGGGAGUGGCAUACAUUAUAUGCCGAGAUGAGCAUGUGUGUUUAAGCGUUGUUUUAGCCGACUGGUGAAAGUAUUAUUCUAGAAUGGUUCCGAGGUUCGACUCCCAUAUACUCCCUCAUUGUUCAUCGACAAAAUUUGUCCUAGGUCUGUGCCUAUGGGUUGUCAUGAAAUAAAAAAAGUGCGUUGUGUACGUCAUUAAAAGUAGACGUACUGUAAUUUCAAUAAUUUCAAAUCCGAUGGCAAGCUAUUUAGGCACUGU